CAAGGACGGCGAGACGGCGUUGGCUUGCGCCGUUCUUGGCGGAGCCAGAUUCUGGGACCCUUGUGGGUCGCCCACGACAGCUCCCUGCAGUUACCCAAUGGCAUCCAUCCCAUUGACAGCCUUGCUUAUCGAUAACAAACCACAGAGCGCUGAUAGGGAAAGCCACCCGCCCAAUGACGAGCUGCACUUUGUUGAAGCUCUCACUUCUCCCGCGGAGUUCCCACCGCCAUGAAGCUGCUCUCCCGCCCAACACCACGGCCAGCGAGCCAUUCCAGCUUCCGCCCAGUUGGAAAAAGCAGGCAUGGCUGAGGCAUCAUCGAAGUUUCCCGAGGUCCAGGGCGGCGGGAGCCUGAUCAUUGCCUGGCAGAUCAAGGGCAAGCGGGUGCUGGUCGUCGGUGGCGGCGAGGUCGCCGCUGGCCGCAUCCUCCACUGCCUCAAUGCCGACGCCAACGUGACCGUGGUGGCGCCCGCCGCCCGCCUCAACCCGGAGGUGGCCUAUCGCGUGGCCCGGCAGCAGGUCACGCACGUGGACCGCAACUUCGAGCCGGCCGACCUCGACGGCGCCGACAUGGUGCUGGUGGCCAUCGACGACCCGGCCGCGUCGACCGCCAUCUGGACGCUGUGCAAGCAGCGCCGCAUCCCCGCCAACAUCGCCGACGUGCCGCCCGAGUGCGACUUCUACUUCGGCAGCGUGCACCGCGACGGCCCGCUGCAGAUCAUGGUCAGCACCAACGGCAAGGGCCCGCGCCUGGCCAGCCUGAUCCGCCGCUUCAUCGCCGACAAGCUGCCGCCCGACACCGGCCGCGCCAUCGAGCGGGUCGGCCAGCUGCGCGCCGAGCUGCGCCGGGUCGCCCCGCUGCCCGCCGACGGCCCCCGGCGCAUGGCCUGGAUGACCAAGGUCAGCGACGCGUACCCCUGGGACGAGAUGUGCGGCCUGACCGACGAGGACAUCGCCAACCUGCUCACCUUCUUCCCCUCCGGCACCGUGCCGUCGCUAGACGUGCUCAAGGGCAUGCGCGCCAAUCCCGACGCCGACGUCACGGACGUGUUUGACGGCUCCUUUGGCUUCAGCGUCGGUGCGUGAUGUGAUUUUGCUGUUGGGCACGAAGAUAGAAUGAUACCACAGGUUAGAGAUUGUAUCUAAAAGGUUAGAUCUGGGCUGUAUCCAAAGUUGGUGGGCAAGAUGGCGAGGUGGUAGUCUGCCGGGCGGUGUGACCAGCGCCGCCCGGAUAUCAUGAUCUUGAUGAACCAUGCUCUCUUGUUUCAGGAGGGCC
Messenger RNA from Thermothielavioides terrestris NRRL 8126, 1274 nucleotides. RefSeq lists its product as uncharacterized. Gene Ontology annotation, biological process: siroheme biosynthetic process. The transcript has 2 exons. Lineage: Eukaryota; Fungi; Ascomycota; Sordariomycetes; Sordariales; Chaetomiaceae. The record is from RefSeq and is a predicted model, not a curated record. Gene Ontology annotation, molecular function: precorrin-2 dehydrogenase activity; protoporphyrin ferrochelatase activity. The coding region runs from base 302 to 1084 and encodes 260 amino acids.